This is a messenger RNA of Nilaparvata lugens (brown planthopper), 1269 nucleotides long. RefSeq lists its product as uncharacterized. NCBI's taxonomy places the organism in Eukaryota, Metazoa, Arthropoda, Insecta, Hemiptera, Delphacidae. Bases 283 to 1269 code for a protein of 328 amino acids. The transcript has 2 exons. The record is from RefSeq and is a predicted model, not a curated record.
GUUCAGCGCAAUAGUGGCCCAACCCACAAAAUUAUCAAAUUCAAGUUGUCAGCUGUAAAUAUUCCCUAUAACAUGAAAUGUAAACGUAAAAGUGGCCUAAGCAACCUUUCUCAUUCUUCCCGUAGAUGGCAGCACAAGUUUGUUAUUGCUCUACUGUUUAGUCGUUAGAAAAUGAUGGCAAUACUGGCCCAAGCCACAUGCUCGUGGGAUAGGCCAGUAUUGCAGAAGUCAUGUUGAACAGCGCUUUGUGUCUUCAAUAAUAUUGCUUCGUAUUUCAUCACAAUGUUUGAAGAUGAUUCAAUGUCUGAGCUGGAAGAAGACAUCUAUGACUCAUCCUCUUGCCAUCCAACUUCAGGUGAUGAAUCUUCUACCGAUGAUGACUGCAUGAACAAUGUUGCUGUGGAAACUAACAGAGCAUCUUCAUCCAGAGACGGACAAAACAAUGACAACUCAACAGGAGCUGGUGAAUUGAAUAAUAAUCAACCGGUUGAUGAGGUAAGAUUAGCUAAACGUGGGAAAAGAAGGUACAAAGAUGAAAGCAAAUGGAAGCGGAAUGAAAGAAAAAGACUGAGAAAUUCUGGAAAACAGUACCAUAAUGUUUCAAAAAAAUUAAUUCCUGAGAAGCAAUUCAACGAGAAUAUGGACUGUACAUGUAAAGUUGAGUGCAGCACUUUGAUUGACACAGAACAUAGGAGAAAAUUGUUCAAAUCAUUCUAUUCUAUGGGAAAUUUUGACAUGCAAACGUCAUAUAUUUGCUCUUUGAUCAAAGUAAGCCCUAAGCAACGAACUUAUACUAAGAAUGAUUCUAAUAAGAGAAAUUACACUAGAAUGUAUUACCUGCCCAACCAGAAUGGUAUAGAAAUAAAAGUUUGUAAGACUUUGUUCAAGGCAACAUUUGCCAUCUCAGACGGUCGUCUAACAAGAGCUCUAAGUGGAAAACCUCAUGGAAGUACACCUCCCAUUGAUAGGAGAGGUAAACAACCCUGUCAAUUCAAAACAAGUGAAGAGAAAAUAAAUCAGAUAAAGCAAUUCAUCUCAAAAUUCCCCACUUAUUCAUCCCAUUAUUCACGCAAUAAAAAUCCAUCUAGAAAAUAUCUUCCUCCAAAUUUGAAUCUCUCCAAAUUAUACAGCCUCUACAAAGAAGAAUGCCCCAAUCCAGUUCGUCCAUUCAUUUUCAAAAAGAUUUUCAAUAGAGAGAAUAGAAUCUUUCAUUCCAUUCACCGUUGUCAGAUACAUGCAAAAAAUGUGAUGCCUUUGAUAUCAAACUGA